Messenger RNA from Drosophila pseudoobscura, 1464 nucleotides. It is a transcript of the gene Cpr30F, whose product is annotated as Cuticular protein 30F. The transcript has 2 exons. The record is from RefSeq and is a predicted model, not a curated record. Gene Ontology annotation, cellular component: extracellular matrix. The coding region runs from base 691 to 1131 and encodes 146 amino acids. NCBI's taxonomy places the organism in Eukaryota, Metazoa, Arthropoda, Insecta, Diptera, Drosophilidae.
AGCAAAGUGAUCCUAAUAGUGGAGUUGUGGAGAUAAAAUGGAAGUGAAGUAGCCCCCACAAUUUACUUAAAGGGCUAAGGGGAGACGCCAAUAAAGAUACGAACAUUUAUAGAUUGAUCUCUUAAGUAUACUUACCGUCUGUGGUCAAUCCUUCCUUUCUCAUGAUCUCUAUCAAAUACCAUUAUUCGAAAUCAAAUCUUUGAACCCACGAAAACCAACUAAAACCUAUCAUAUUGGAUUAAUUGCUUCUCUGAUAUCAGACAACUUUCACUUGACUUUGGACCAUGAUCGUAGUUUGAAUGGUAUGCUGGGUUCCAUUGUAUGACUGUGGCGUAUGGGUCACAUAGGACCCGAUUGACAAUCCAGAAACAUGAGCUUAGCUUUGCCUACAUUGUUGCUACAAACUGGAGCAAAGCACUGUGAAUGUUUUAUUACCACAGUACAAAAUUUGCCAAAAAAUAAAAUUAAAAAAUGAUAACAAUUUUGCAUUAGCCGGAUUCCGGUUCGCGGUGCGUGGUGCGUGUGUUUGGGCUUGGAUUUGGAAUGGAGGUGGGGCCAGAGAGCUUUGACUCGACGAGCUAUAUAAAAGUUGCGAGCGCGACACUUGGAGACAUAGUUCAGUGCAGGAGCCCCAAGUGAAGCCAACUACCAAGACACCACCGUCCAAAUCCAAACAAAUUCCUAGCCAAAAUGUUCGCUCUUUUGUCUCUGUUCAUCCUGGGUGUGGGCGCUGCCGCCGCCAUCGAGCUCCCACUGAGCCCCAUCUACCACUCUCCGGGUCUUGUCAAGCCCCUGCUGAAGGCUGUCGAGGUUGAGGCGCCCGCCCACUAUGACUUUGCCUACUCGGUGCACGACGAGCACACCGGCGACAUUAAGAGCCAGACGGAGUCCCGCAAGGGAGAUCAAGUGCAGGGCCAGUACACACUGAUCGAUGCCGAUGGAUACCUGCGUACCGUGGACUACACCUCGGAUGCCCACAAUGGUUUCAAUGCCGUCGUCCGCCGAGAUCCUCUAGGUCACAAGGUGAUCAAGGCUGCUCCCAUUGCCAAGGUCCUGUCUCCUCUACCCCUGGCCUAUGGGGCCCCAAAGCUGCUCGCCGCCCCCAAACUGCCCCUCGGCUUGUACCAAUAAGUCGAAGAGCUGGAUAGGCAGAGAGAGAGAGAGAGAUAUCAAACACUGAUUUCAUCGCAUCGACGACGACCACCCAUCCGCAUCUGUAUCUGAACUUUAGCCGAACUAUGUUUUACCUGACACCCAGACACCACCUCGUAUCGUAUCGUAUCGUAUCUACAUUCUACGCUCUAAACAAGCCCUAUGCGUCUAUUCUGCUUCCUCUUCGACGACUUUUCCACUAAGACUCUUCGCCACUCAACUACCGGUAGCGCCUCAUAUCGGUACAAGUGGGGUCCUAUCUCAUCUGCGUAAUAUUGUACAUAUUAUGUGUAAAUAGAAGGCAAUAAAUGC